UGUUAAUACACCAAAAGUGUGAAUAAAAAUUAUUAUUUCUCCAAAAAGUAUAAUAAAGUUUUGUAUUUGUAGUCGCUGACAACAACAUUCAAACCUCCUCCUGGGUCGCCUUACUUCAAGUUUUGCAGGUUACAUCAUUAAUUAUAGAUGGGAUCUUGUGAUGAUGAGUCUGAUAUAGAGCCUGGCUCAGAGGCUGGAGAGAGUGCUGAACAACAACAUAUCUCCGAGAGAACACUUAGCUCCAGUGAGGGUGAAGAUCACCAGGAGAGAAAUAACAUAAUAAUGCUUCAACACUUCCAGACACCACACCCCAGGCAAAGCCAACAGAAAAUGUUGUGAGAGCUUCCGAGAUGCAGACGGAAAACAUCCAGGGUAUUGAUGACCUCUCCUCAGCUAUCAACAGUCUGGAUGAUCAUGUACAGGCAGGUCUUCAGGAGAUCAGAAACUGUGUUGCCAACCUACGACAGGAGAGAACAGAUCUACAGAAGCGUCUUAAGACUCUUUCAGAUGAAGUAUAUCAUCUCUCAGGAGAGAAAGACAAGUAUCACCAAGCAGUGAGAGACUUACAGCAGGAAGUUUCAUCAUUAAGAGAACACCUCCAUAAUGAGCAACAGAAAAAUGCAGAAGUUGUUGGUAAGAUGAAGCACAUGCAGGAGAAAGAAGAGAGACAUCUUGCGAAGAUUGCAGGAAGGACACGUAGUCAUCGUUUGGCACAAAGUGCAUUUUCUACUUGGAGAAAGAAAGUACUUGAAAGGAACUAUGUCACCACAAUUCAUGAUCUGGAAGAAGAGAACAAGGGUCUUCGUGCAGAACUCCUCAUCUGUCAAGAGGCAGCCAAACAGGCCUUCCUCCGCAGUGCCAAUGUCUUGAACUCUGAAGCCAUUACGAUGUUCCAGGAUGCAGCUACCCGCCGUCUUGGGCUUGAAGAUAAUAUAGAUGAAGGUUGCUUGUCCUCACAGUUGUCAUCUAGCUCCUCCUCCAUACACACAGGCCUUGAGGAGAAGGGUGAAACUGUAUUCAACUCAGCUAACAAAGAAAAUGCUGGAAGGUCUCAAGAUGUGAGAGAGAGUAGAAAAGGUGAAGAAAGAACAAGAAGUGAAGACAAAGAUAUGGAUGGAGAUUUUAUUCAGAUGCAUCAUUCUCGUGCAACAUUAAAACAGACUGACCAUAGUAGGCCCUAUUCAGCAUUUGGUAGAGGUGAUGAUCGUGAGUUCUUAUCUUCACAUCCUGACCCAAAUACCCACCAGAGAGUCAUGUCAGGUCAUCAGAGAUCUUUUCACUAUAGGCCAGGUCUUUCAUCAGUUGGAAAUGAAAGAAGUCAGAGAGACCAACGGACAGAUCAUGGAGCAGUACCAAAGAAAAAACCAGUUAUCUCGGAUUUUAUCCCUUAUUCCCUGCGGCAGGAAACUCGAGCCUUUCUGCAACAACUGCACGAUGAAAGACUGGUUAGACCUGAGCCUACAUUCUCUUCUAGUUAUGAUCCACAGCACACAACACAAGGACACUCUUCCUCUCAAGAUAGCCACAACAUCAAGUCAUGCCAUUGCAGGUCAGGAUAUAUUAGAUCAGCCCACAGCUUUGCUCCUUAUAAAUGCCCAUAUUGUACACCCAUUCAAAAUUCUUCUUUUGGUCAUGCUAAAGACAGUGCUAAAAAGAAACCUGAGAUUAAUGAACCUCCAAAGGGAAAUCAAGUAGCCUCAAAUUUUGCUCGUAAUGUUAUCUUAUCUGGUAUUAAUGCUGACAAGAAAAAAGUUCUUUAUAAACCCAGUGCUUCAACUGUGAUAAUUGAAAAGCAUCUUAAUAAAUGACAUGUUUUUAACAGUGCUGUAUAUUAAAUACAUAGGAGGGGAGUGAACUUUCAUAGCGAUAUGUUCCAUUCCUUGUAGAGCUUUAUGAAGUCUGUGACAUGAUGAAGCUGAAAACAGUAAAAAAUUUAAUAGUAAAAGCUUUUUCUGCACCUGUCUUUUCUUCAUUACUGUUUUUACUACUUUUUUGUAUCCAGGUGUUCACUGAAGGAAUAAUGAGUUGUGAUAAACUAUCAAGUGCUGAGUGAAAGUAUAUUGAGUGCAGAGUGAUGAGAAACUGGGCAAAUAAUGAAGUACUCUAAGAAUACUAGCUUUAUUAUGUAAGAGUUGUGUUUUUAUCACUGGAGGCAAAUACAGAGCUGUACUAAUUUGUAGUAGAUCUGUAUUUUUACUGCUUUUAACAAGUAUUCUUAAGAUGGUGUGAUAAAGUGAUAUAAAGUAUUUUAUAAUUGAUA
Messenger RNA from Cherax quadricarinatus, 2260 nucleotides. RefSeq names its product myosin heavy chain, striated muscle. NCBI's taxonomy places the organism in Eukaryota, Metazoa, Arthropoda, Malacostraca, Decapoda, Parastacidae. The record is from RefSeq and is a predicted model, not a curated record.